Molecule: messenger RNA, 1973 nt
Organism: Solea solea (common sole)
Lineage: Eukaryota; Metazoa; Chordata; Actinopteri; Pleuronectiformes; Soleidae
Product: solute carrier family 22 member 13
Exons: 10
Coding region: 115-1707 (530 amino acids)
Biological process (GO): transmembrane transport
Cellular component (GO): membrane
Molecular function (GO): transmembrane transporter activity
Source: RefSeq, a predicted model, not a curated record
AACAAUAGUGAUUGUUUACCUCCAGACUUGAGCCUGGUCUCCACCACCAGAAGACCUCUCUGUCUCUGUCUCUGUCUCCACAUUUACCUACUUUUUAUUUGAUCUUACCCCACAAUGAAUUUCGACCAGAUCCUCUCCGCCGUGGGAGGUUUCGGUAAAUACCAGAGAAUUCUCUACGUGUGGAUUUGUUUGCCUCAGAUCCUGCUCGCCUUCCAUAUGAUGGCGAGCAUCUUCACGGGAGCCACGCCGCCGCAUCACUGCCGACACACCGGCAAUCAGAGCCUGUCUCCGGGCACAUUCAGCCCGAACUUCAGCCUCUCCAACGAGUCCCCGUGCGUACUCAACCGGACUGGCGAUGAGCGCGCGCCGUGCGCCCAUGGGUGGGUGUACAGCCACGAGACAUUCCAGAGCACUACUGUCACUGAGUGGGACCUGGUGUGCGACAGAUCUGGACUAAACAGCCUCGGCUCCUCCAUCUACAUGUUUGGUCUGUUGGUGGGAGCUCCGGUGUUUGGAGCCAUGGCUGACAGGUAUGGCCGGCGUUUUGUCCUGCUGCUGUCCAUCGCUCUGCAAACCGUGUUUGGAGUCGCCGUCGCUUUCGCGCCCAACUUCCUCGUGUACGUGUCUCUCCGCUUUGCCGUCGGCACCACGAUAUCCGGAGUCAUCAUCAACGCCUUCGUCCUCGGCACUGAGUGGACGUGCACUAAGAGACGCAUGCUGGCCGGCAUCCUCACAGACUACGCCUUUGGACUGGGCUACAUGCUGAUAGCAGGCGUAGCAUAUCUCAUACGAGACUGGAGAAAGCUGCAGCUGGCCAUAUCAGCCCCAGGCUUCCUCCUCAUAUUCUAUAUAUGGGUGGUGCCUCAGUCCGCCCGAUGGUUGUUGGCCAAAAACAGGAGAGACGAAGCCGUCGCUCUCCUCCACGAGGCCGCACGUGUUAACGGCAGAGUUUUACCUCCGGCUGCACAGAACUGUGAGAUUUUAGGUGAGGAGAAGCGAAGUCACUCUGUGGUGGAUCUGGUUCGAACACCUCAGAUGAGGAAGAGGUCCCUCAUCUUGUUCUACCUCUGGUGUGUGAACGUGCUGGUGUACUACAGCCUCUCACUGGGCGUGUCCAGCUUAGGGACCGACCUCUACCUGACCCAGUUUGUCUUUGGCUUGGUGGAGAUCCCGGCGCGUUCUCUGGUCCUGCUCACGCUGCCCUUCAGCCGCCGACUCUCCCAGAGCGGCUUCAUGGCAGUGGGAGGCGUGGCCUGUCUGCUCAUACUCACGGUCCCUGCAGAUAAUCCUAAUCUCCUGGCUGGACUCGCUAUGGUUGGGAAGUUUGGCAUAACGGCUUCCAUUGCUGUCAUUUAUGUGUACACUGCUGAGAUAUUCCCCACGGUGUUACGGCAAACAGGAAUAGGCAUCUCGUCUAUGUUUGCCAGAGUGGGCGGCGUGUUGGCGCCCGUGAUCAGCAUGCUGAGCGUCCACAGCCCCACGGCCCCUCUGGUCAUCUUUGGUACGUCCACACUGCUGGGAGCUGCGCUGGCCCUGGCCCUGCCCGAAACUGCAGACAGACCUCUACCUGACACGGUGGAGGACGCCGAGAACUGGGACACGAGGCCUCACGUCACCAAGGACAACCGUGAGAUAUGCGAGGGUCUGAGCCAGGUGGCCAAGAGCACAGAGGAGGAGGAGCUGCGACGUCUAGCGAGCCAGACGUGACAUUGACGUUCAUAACAUGUUGUUCACAUGUCUCAAUACUUUACAUUCACUUCAUGAGAAUUGGGUUUAAAGCAAUUUUUAGUUAGUCAAUCUGUGUUGAUCUGAAGAACGAGAUUAGAGCUUUAGAGCCUAAGCAGACGGUCACUCCCUCUUAAAUGCAGCGUGUAUCAUCGUAAUCUGUCGAUUAUCUCAGGGACUUUUAUUCUUCAGGAGUUUAAGGAUUUACUGCAGAUUUGGCAACUCAUAAAACUCUUUUUAAUACUGUU